Messenger RNA from Drosophila bipectinata, 1151 nucleotides. RefSeq names its product serine protease inhibitor 42Dd-like. Gene Ontology annotation, molecular function: serine-type endopeptidase inhibitor activity. The record is from RefSeq and is a predicted model, not a curated record. NCBI's taxonomy places the organism in Eukaryota, Metazoa, Arthropoda, Insecta, Diptera, Drosophilidae.
AUAGCUUGUAGUAUUCUGCUGCUCUGUGUAGUGUUCCAGUUAUCUCUGCAAUUGCAAAAGAUUUCGUACAUUACCCUAGUGUCGAGGAUAUUGUAUUACUAUGACAACGUUAAUAUGUUGGUAUGUCCUGCAGCCGUCGAGCAGAGCUUGAUGCAGAUUUACCUGGGAUCGUCGGGAGCUUCGGAACGAGAGCUGAAAGCUGCUUUGGGCCACACGGGUACAAGCCAGAGUGCCUUUAUGGAGUCCUAUCGACACUCCCAAUCUCUUCUCGCCAGGCAAAAUCCCCAAUAUCACACCGUCAGUCGUUUAUACACAGCCACGAGCGUAAAGAUUCUACCCCAAUACCAAAAACUAUCCCAACAAUAUCUCAAUAUCACUGCGGACAACACACUGAGUGCUCCCGGGGCCAAGAACAUUAAUCAAUGGAUAUCUUCGGAAACAAAUGGUAAAGUCCGAGGGAUAGUAGAUCCCCUAGAGUUUUUGAGCGACUCGUCGAAGCUUCUCUUGGUGAAUGCCAACACCUUUCAAGGCAACUGGAUCGGACUACGCAGAACCGUUCAGGAGAAGUUCUUUGUGCCGCUGGUGGAACGUCAUGUGCCCACUACUAUGUUAGUUCUCGAGGGGAAAUAUUCAUACAUAUUCCAACAGAAAUUGGGUGCCUACGUGGUGAUUAUUCCCCUUGGCAACUCCACAAUGUCCAUGGCUCUUAUUGUGCCCAAAACAUAUAAGGGUAUAUACCAUGUAGAGAAAAACCUACAGCACCUGGACUUGGAUGCCAGUUACUUGAAAUAUGUAAGGAUAACUCUUCCACGCUUCAAAAUCCUAUACAGUCAGGAUAUGACCCAAGCACUGAUUGAUGUCGGAGUCAACCACAUAUUCACUCACGCCGAUCUCGCCCAUCUCACGAAAGUGAAGGAGAAACUUAAAGUCGACAGUAUCUUGCAAUCAAAUUUUAUCGAGGUUAACGAAAAGGGAGUUUCGGCUGGAUCGGCUUCAGAAGAUUUCUUAAUGGCCAGAUCGAAUCUCAAAAUCAGCAAGAUUUUAACAGUCAAUCGUCCCUUCUUGUUUGCCAUUGUCAAGGGAAAAAAGAUAUACUUCUUCGGUCGAUUUACUCGACCCAAUGCUUAAGCAUGUAAUCAUUACAAGUAUGA